Molecule: messenger RNA, 5586 nt
Organism: Pleurotus ostreatus (oyster mushroom)
Lineage: Eukaryota; Fungi; Basidiomycota; Agaricomycetes; Agaricales; Pleurotaceae
Gene: PRP16
Product: DEAH-box RNA helicase prp16
Exons: 25
Coding region: 1-5586 (1861 amino acids)
Biological process (GO): mRNA splicing, via spliceosome
Cellular component (GO): intracellular anatomical structure; spliceosomal complex
Molecular function (GO): RNA binding; protein binding; ATP binding
Source: RefSeq, a predicted model, not a curated record
AUGUCUGAAGAUCAGCCGAAUAGCUUUCUCCACCAAAUAGCCAUCAAAUUAUCCCGCGCACUGAACAUCAUAAACCCCAAUGACCUCCUUGCGCAACGAGUGGUGGAUAUCGCGAACACCAACUCGGUAGAAGGAUUCAUGAAAGCUGCGAGGGCAUUCGGCAAGUUUCAAGACUCCUUUCUUGCUGAGCUGCAUGCCGAAAUAUUGUCGCAUGCACAACAGGAAGCCAGCGGACAUGUUCCAAAACCGGUUGAAGGUAUAAUUGUUCACGAUAGCGAAGUCUUGGAGCCGGAUCCCGUUAGGCAAGGUGGAUUGAUGCGUAACGAUGCCAGGCAUACCUUCCGACAACCAGCCAAACCCUUGGAACCCCCGACUCCGCGCACUUCCGUACUUGGACUGGAUCGUCUCGCUAAAGAAAAGAGACUGGAAGCAGCAAAUGGUGAUGCUGACAAUCGGAAGAGAAGACGUCUAGACGAUGAUGAAGGCCCAAUGUUCAAAGUCCCUAAUCUUCCUGCAUCUCGCUCAAAUACAAUGCGUCAACGCGGCGAAGAAACACCAUCACAUCCGGGAGGUCUUUCUGAAACGGGGCGCCAGCGAUUGGAGGAGCACCGACGAAACAGGGAAAAGCAAAGAGAGGGUAUAGUAGCUAGGCAAGAACCGAGGCCCGAUGCACCUAAAGGUCUCGGCGACUUCCAGCGUCGUCUCAACCGUGACCGUGAUCGUGGAUGGGGCGGCAAACGUGAUCACGACAACAAGCGCGGCCAGUCUUGGGACUCUACCCCUCAAUCAGUAAGAGGUGUUCGGGAUGCACCGAGUGUCCGUAUUCCCAAUGCUGGGUGGGACUCUACGCCCAGGAUGUCGAAGGGAGGUGAUGAUGCGGAUAGUGGGUGGGGCGGGGCACGAGGUCGUCGCUGGGAUGCACCCACGCCCCGCGUUGCAAGAGGCGGCAGUCCAGACGACAGUGAAGGUGCGUUUGGUUUGGACGCGCGAGAGUGGGAAGAAGAGCAAGUGAGGUUGGAUAGGGAUUGGUAUACUGGUGCAGAAGAAGGUGUCGUUGCGGGAGAUGAAGAACACAAUCCCUUGGCACAGUACGAAGACCUGAGUGCCUUGAAGGAAGCAGAGAUUGCUACGAAGCAAGUUAGAAAAAUAUCUGCUCGGCAGGCUCAGUAUAAUGCCGAUAACGACCUAUGGGAAGCCAAUCGUAUGGUCACAUCCGGUGUAGCUACACGAAAAGGCGUGGAUCUUGACUUCGAAGAUGAAUCCGAGUCAACAGUACAUGUGAUGGUACACGACUUGAAGCCACCGUUCUUAGACGGGCGCACUGUCUUCACAAAGCAGCUGGAACCUAUCAACCCCAUACGAGAUCCAACAAGUGAUAUGGCCAUCUUUUCGAAGAAAGGGAGUGCUUUAGUCAAGGAGAAGCGCGAGCAGGCUGAGCGAGCCAAGGCUGCCGCGAAACUAGCAGCCUUGAGCGGUACUGCGCUCGGAAACAUUAUGGGUGUUAAGGAUGAAGAGGCGGAAGCCGAGGCCGAAGCUGAAAAGCAGGCCAAAGAGAAGGAGAAGAGUGGCGAGAAGGAGGAUUACAAAGGCGACUCUAAAUUUGCCUCUCAUCUGAAAACUUCCGCCGGAGUCAGCAACUUCGCCAGAACUCGUACGCUAAAGGAGCAAAGAGAGUAUUUGCCUGCUUUCGCAUGCCGGGAAGAAUUGAUGAAGAUUAUUCGAGACAAUCAAGUCGUCGUUGUUGUUGGUGAAACCGGGUCCGGGAAAACUACGCAACUGACGCAGUUCCUCUACGAAGAUGGUUAUUGUCAACAUGGACUGAUCGGAUGUACUCAGCCUCGACGUGUGGCCGCUAUGUCUGUGGCAAAACGAGUGAGCGAAGAGAUGGAGUGCAAACUUGGUUCGACUGUGGGUUAUGCUAUCCGUUUCGAAGAUUGCACAUCUUCAGAAACCAAGAUCAAAUAUAUGACAGACGGUGUCCUCCUUCGUGAAUCUUUGAACGAGGGAGAUCUGGAUCGGUACAGCGUCAUCAUCUUGGAUGAAGCUCACGAGCGUUCGUUGAGUACGGACGUGCUUAUGGGCUUGUUGAGGAAGAUCCUGUCUCGCCGACGCGAUUUGAGGUUGAUUGUCACCUCUGCUACUAUGAAUGCUGAGAAGUUCUCCAAAUUCUACGGCAAUGCACAGUGCUAUACUAUCCCUGGUCGCACGUUCCCCGUCGAGAUGUUCCAUUCCAAAUCACCAUGUGAAGACUAUGUCGACAGCGCUGUAAAGCAGGUUCUACAGAUACAUCUAUCUCUCCCUCCUGGCGAUAUCCUCGUCUUCAUGACAGGACAGGAAGACAUCGAAAUAACAUGUCAAGUGGUCCAGGAGCGCCUUGAUCAGCUUGAUGAACCAGCACCCCUGGCGGUCCUUCCCAUAUACUCGCAAAUGCCCGCUGAUCUUCAAGCCAAAAUCUUCGAAGCCACUAGCGACGGUCGACGAAAAGUUAUCGUCGCCACGAACAUAGCCGAAACGUCAUUGACUGUCGAUGGUAUCCUCUACGUGGUCGAUUCUGGGUACUCCAAGCUUAAGGUCUACAACCCGAAGGUUGGUAUGGAUGCACUGCAAAUCACGCCGAUCAGUCAAGCCAACGCCAACCAACGGACUGGUCGUGCCGGCCGCACGGGAAAUGGCUUCUGCUACCGGCUCUAUACCGAGAUGGCGUACCGCAAUGAAAUGUUCGAGAACAACAUCCCCGAAAUCCAGCGUACCAAUCUCGCCAAUACGGUGCUUCUACUAAAAUCCCUCGGUGUGAAGAACCUCUUAGAGUUUGACUUUAUGGACCCUCCUCCCCAAGCAAACAUGCUGAACUCCAUGUAUCAACUGUGGGUACUAGGGGCAUUGGACAAUGUCGGAGAUCUUACACCUGUUGGUCGUAAGAUGUCAGAAUUCCCGAUGGAGCCUUCGAUGGCCAAAAUGUUGAUUGUGUCGGUGGACUACCAGUGUUCUUCGGAAAUGUUGACUAUCGUCUCCAUGCUGUCAGUGCCCAGCGUGUUCUAUCGACCCAAGGAAAGGAUGGAAGAAGCCGAUGCUGCGAGGGAAAAGUUCAACGUACCCGAAAGUGACCAUUUGACCCUGCUGAACGUGUUCAACCAGUGGAAGAGCCACGGAUUCCGAGAUGAUUGGGCUAUACGGCAUUUCUUGCACCCCAAGCUCCUACGUAAGGCCCGGGAAGUGCGCGUCCAGCUGGAGGAUAUCAUGAAAUUCCAGAAGAUGGAGAUCAUUUCUGCUGGGACGGACUUCGAUGUUCUGAGAAAAGCGAUCACCGCUGGGUAUUUCCACCAAGCGGCCCGUGUCAAGGGCAUUGGCGAGUUCGUCAACAUUAGAUCCGGGCUUCCGACCCACCUUCACCCCACCAGCGCGCUGUACGGGCUUGGAUACACCCCGACCUACGUCGUCUACCAUGAGCUCAUACUUACGUCGAAAGAGUACAUGACUCAGGUCACAGCUGUCGAUGCUUACUGGCUUGCCGAGCUGGGAUCUGUAUUCUAUUCGGUCAAGGAGAAGAACUUUGAUGGACGGGGGAUACGUAAACAAGCUGAUCGCGAGUUCUCAAAGCGAGCUGAGCUAGAGACCGAGAUGGCUAGACAGCGAGAGGAGACGGCCAAGAAAGCUGAAGAGGAGGCGCUUGCUAAGAAGGCGGCUAGCGGGAGCAGUGCAAAGAUCAUUGUGCCCGAUUUAGAGGAACCCGACUCCGGGGUCAUCGACGAACAUUCGCAUUUUAGGAACACUAAGAUGGCAGAAGCAACGUCCAACGACGCAAGCCUGUGGAACCAGCAUUCCCCUCUGGAUACACUGGUUCGUAGGACUUCGUCAAAACGGUUCAAGCAACGGACAGCUGUAGGAUAUGUCGAUCAACAAGGCGGCCAGGGUUAUGGAGGCUAUAAUGAGCAGUACGAUGAGUCCGCAGCUUAUGACUAUAAUCCACCCGAACCCUCGACUCCGGAGAGAAAUGGUUCGCAGCAGUUGGCGACCUCACCGCUGCUACAUAGCCACUUUGCUCGGCAUUCGACCGCGACCUCAUCGUCCAAUGGCGAUAAUUCAUAUUACAUCGACCGGUCGUCGAUGGGCUCUGCUGCAACCGACGGCGUGUAUCCGCCAUACCAAUACGACGAUGAUGCCAGUGUGUAUUCUGACGCCCCGGCCUUGAGGGAGUCUUGGCAAUCUACAACAACCGCCAGGCUGACACAGACUGGCAAUACUACGAUAAAUGAGAUACCUGGGGCAAGAGCUCCUCCUCGUUCCCCAUCGCCCAAUGAAACUAUGCCCGUAGUGGUCGUUUCGUCUCCAGGCGGUGGCCAGACGGCUCGACCUGUUUCGAAAGGUGGGCGCGCGCCGAUAGCUGCGAGUGCACAGCUUACGGCUAAUUUCUCAAGACCUGUGCGGCCACCCACUUUACCCCCUGUCAACGCCGAAGAACAAAAGAGGCUUGUGUUGGAAAGAAAUGCGGCGCGUGCCCGGUCCCCCUCGAAUCCCUCACCUCAGCCAAACCAAUUCAGUACUCUUCAACAAUUGCCACCACUCCCCAGAGGAUCAUCGACAUCAUCCAUGGGUAGUCAUCCUAGUUCAUCAGCACAGGCGCAAGAUUACGGCGCACCGCCGUAUCUCACAGACCGCUCAAUCAGCUCUCAUUCAUAUCGACCGCCCUCACCGAAUGCGUAUAUCAACCCGCAAGCCCCUGCUAGUCUUCGAUCCGUCGCAUCUUCCCCAAACCUAAACCCAAUGGCAGGACCUUCGAGGCCACCACAGUCUGCACCUCUUUCUCGAGGGGCCCCUGACGGAAGGUCGGGCUCUCCUACUAGUGUAUACUCUGGCUAUUCUUUCUAUCAACUUCCCCCCACUCCGUCAAAUGAGCUACCACAACCCCAACUCCAACUCUCUCAGGGCAAUGCAUCAAGAGCGCGUUCUCCGCAGCCUGCUCCCCCUCCGACCAUAACUGUCACACCGUCACCAAGUUAUCAGAGUCAUGCACCUGCACCUCCUGGGCCUCCCAAUCUCGACAACCCUCAAACUCCGCAAGAUUACUUGCAGCUGGGGAUACAGGCUCACGAAGCCAACAAAUUACGCGACUCUUUCGAUCAUUUCGAGCAAGCUGCCAAGUUGCAAGGGGGAUGUGGGGUUGGUAUGCUGAUGUAUGGAUUGUCGUUGCGGCACGGAUGGGGAUGCGAGAAGAAUGAGAAAGUGGGCUUCAAGUGGCUGCGGAGGGCUGCGGAGAGCGCGGUGGAAGACUUGGAAAGCGCAAGAGCGAGCAAGAUGAUGGAUGUUGGCGCAGUUCAGAGUGAACUUGUGCUAGCAAUCUACGAAGUUGGGCAGUGCUUCUUCCAAGGAUGGGGUGUGCCGAAAGAUCAGAAGAUGGCUGUGAGCUAUUACAGAGUUGCAGCGCGGCUGGGCGAUCCCGAUGCACAGCAAGACUUGGGCUUUUGCCUUGCCAAUGGCAAAGGGUGUAAGAAAGACAAGAAAGAGGCAGCAAAGUGGUAUAGAGCUGCAGUUGCACAAGGUAUCAGCGACGUUGGUCUAGCAUGGAUUUUCAAAGAGAAAUAUCAAUGA